Molecule: messenger RNA, 3685 nt
Organism: Arachis ipaensis
Lineage: Eukaryota; Viridiplantae; Streptophyta; Magnoliopsida; Fabales; Fabaceae
Source: RefSeq, a predicted model, not a curated record
CAAAUCUGCCGUAGAUUUUUAUCAUUAAAAAACACUUACCCAAAACACUUCCCGCGUCCAGAGAAUUCAGAAACACAAUUUCCUUUUACCCCAAAAUCCCCAUUUCAGCACCAACCCGCGUCAUUCUCCACUGCCGUCGCCGCUCCGUCACGGUUGCUUCGCCGGCGCUCCUCAACACACACUCUCUCUCAACCAUAAACCCUACUCCGACGCCUUACUCAAACCAAGGGUUUUCAGCGAGGUAGAACUCCAGCGAGGGAUGACAGGCAGGAGCACGUAAUUUGAAAACCCUUAUCGUCGCUGGUUCCGAAGUUCCCUUCGCCAUUGUCGCUGGUUCUACUUGCCGUCGCUGCUAGCUCGUGCUUAUCCAAUGGCCUGGUGAGGCUCAUCUCAGCUCCUGGAAACUCUUCCACUUUCAAAUAUAAAAUGGAUUUGCCCAACUGCUCCUACCCGUCCUGUGGCCAUACUUGGUGGCUUUUCUUGCACUGCAUGUAAUCACAAAUCCUUAUCUACUGCACACUACAUAAAGUCGCGACACUGUAACACUGCAAAAGCUUUUCUUGCCUUAGACUCUUCAUACAGAUGGGCGCUUAGUAGCACUCUCCUGCAGAACCGUGUUGGAGAGCUGUAUUCUCUGGUUCAGUUUCUACAAAUAGUUCCUUAUUCCUAUUAUUUCUGCAAGGACUGUGAUUGUCGGGCUCUUGAUCACAGAAUUCAUAACAGAAAGGAGUUGAAGAAGAGAUUGAGUAUUGGUAGAGCUUAAGACUUCCAAAAAAGCUAUUCAAGGAAAUUAAAUUCAUUAAUAAUGGAAAACCAGAACCGAAGUUGGAUGUAUGAUAGAACGUAUGAUCAGAGGCGGGGUCUUAAACCUAGUUUUAUUAAAGGGGUAAAUGAAUUUGUGGAUGCGUGUACUAGAAUUGAUGAAUUUCUCAGAGGAGGUUUAGUUAGGUGUCCAUGUUCCAGAUGUCAAUGUGGGACGUUUAAACAGUUGAUCGACAUUAAGAUUGAUCUAUAUACUCAUGGGUUUAAACCUAAUUAUUGGGUUUGGACAGAGCAUGGAGAAGAGAUACCCACAGAGAAUCAGAUUAGGAUAGAAGAAGAUAUUGAAAGUAGCUCUGAAUUAGGUGAUGUUACAUGGGAAGAAAAUUUUGAUCGUUAUCAUGAGAUGGUUGUUGAUGCUUUGCAACCUGAGUUUCACAUGUACAUGCAACCAACAGUGGAGGAACCAAAUCGAGAUGCUAAAAGAUUUUAUGACCUCUUAGAUUCAGUUAGUAAACCCUUGUGGGAAAAUUGUAUCCAUUCACGAUUGUCACUUGCCAGUAGGAUGCUGAGUAUAAAAUCAGAGGGAAACCAAUCCCAGGGAUCUUUUGACCAGUGGGCAACUUUGUUUAGAGAAAUGCAAACAACUCCAAAUGAAAUUCCUGCUAAUUACUAUGAAGCUAAGAAAAUUGUUUCCCAACUUGGGUUUAAGGAGGUUAAGAUAGAUUGUUGUGUCAAUGGUUGUAUGAUAUAUUACAAAGAGGACAAAGAUCUUAGACAAUGUAGAUUUUGUGGGGAGCAGAGAUUUAAGCCUAGGAAGGAAAAAAUAAAGAGGUGCCAUAUAAAAGAAUGCAUUAUUUGCCAUUGAUUCCAAGGCUACAAAGGUUGUAUGCAUCAAUGAGUACUGCCCCUCAUAUGUUGUGGCAUCACCAAAAUCGCAGAAAUGACGACGUGAUGACACAUCCUUCCCAUGGUGAAGCAUGGAAACAUUUUGAUACCAAGCAUCCUCAUUUUGCAAGCGAACCGCGUAAUGUUAGACUUGGACUUUGUUCUGAUGGGUUUUCUCCUAAUGUUCAUUUUAGCACACUGUACUCUUGUUGGCCUGUUAUAGUUACCCCUUAUAACCUUCCACCUCAUAUGUGUAUAAAGACCCUUUUUUGUUCCUAACGUGCAUCAUACCCGGAAAAGAAAAUCCCAAAGCAAAAAUUGAUGUUUAUCUUCAACCAUUGAUAGAUGAACUUAAAGAGUUAUGGGAUGAAGGCGUCCUAACAUACGACAUUCAUAGCAAGAAGAAUUUUCAGUUAAAGGCUGCAUUAAUGUGGACAAUUAUUGAUUUUCCUGCUUAUGGAAUGUUGUCUGGUUGGAGUACAGGGGGAAGAUUAGCAUGUCCAUUAUGCAUGGAGGAUACCAAGGCCUUUUGGUUAGAUUAUAGCGGAAAGAAUUCGUGGUUUGACUGUCACAGGAGAUAUUUACCUGAAGGUCAUCCUUAUAGGCAUAAUAAAGUUGGUUUUAAGAAGAAUGUUGAGGAGGAUGAAGAACCUCCUAUUAGGCUUAGUGGCGAACAGGUCUGGAAAAGAGUUAGACACUAUCCUAAAAUAGUUGACACAGGAGGACAAGUGAGAUUGAGCGGAUAUGGGGUGGAACACAAUUGGACCAAAAGGAGUAUAUUUUGGGAUCUCCCAUAUUGGAAAGAUCAUUUGGUUCGUCAUUGUUUGGAUCUAAUGCAUAUUGAGAAGAAUGUUUUUGAUAACAUAAUGAAUACCGUUAUGGAUACUGAAAGAACAAAAGACAAUGAAAAGGCAACGUUAGACAUGGCUGUGCUUUGUAAGCGACCAGAUUUGAAUUUGGUGCAGGUACGCGAAGGUCAUUGGGCAAAGCCUAAGGGCAACUAUGUCUUGACACUCCAACAACGAAAAAAUGUUUGUAAAUGGGUACAAGAGUUGAAAAUGCCAGAUGGAUAUGUUUCAAAUUUACAAAGGUGUGUUGAUGUCAAGGGAGGAAAAUUGUUUGGGAUGAAAACUCAUGAUUGUCAUGUAUUUAUGGAAUGUUUGCUUCCGUUAGCCUUCAAAGAGUUGCCAGACCACGUGUGGAAACCGUUGACCGAAAUAAGUCAAUAUUUUAGGGACCUUUGUUCAUCUACUCUUCGGGUUAGCGAUCUUGUACAAAUGAAAGCUAAUAUUCCUGUUAUUUUGUGCAAGUUAGAAAGAAUUUUUCCACCUGCCUUUUUCGACGUAAUGGAGCAUCUACCAGUUCACUUGGCAUAUGAGGCACGUGUUUGUGGACCAGCUCAGUAUAGGUGGAUGUAUCCAUUUGAGUGUGAAAUAGGCACGUAUAAGAGAUCAGUGAAGAAUCGGGCUAGAGUAGAGGGUUCAAUUUGUCAAGCAUACCUGGCUAGAGAGACAUCAAGUUAUUGUUCUUAUUACUUUGAGCCACAUGUCAUGUCUAAGAGAACAAGGCCGAAUCGAAAUGAUGAUGGUGGUGUAAGUUCAUCUGAGCCUACCCUUUCUAUUUUUGAUCAACCGGGUGUUCCUGGGGGAGCCAACAAAGACAAAUGGUUAACUAGUAUGGAAAUGAAAGCCGCUCACUUACAUAUCUUGUUGAAUUGUCCUGAAGUCGAUACAUUUAGAAGUAAAUACGAGCAGAUCCAUGGGAGCAAUAAUUCUUUAUCCAACUUUCCAUCAUGGUUCCAUGAGCAUGUAAGUUUUUACAUUUUGUUGACUGUAUCAAAAUAUGUAAAAGUAAAUCUUGUUUUUCUAAAUACUAUGUUUUGUUUGACAAAAUCAGGUAAAAAAUCCCAGUAAUGGCAUAACUUGUCCUCAUUUAUUGAGUUUAGCAUUCAGGCCAAAAACUAGGGCCACGAGUGUUGGUAUGUUCAAGGUUAACGGGUAUAGAUUUCAUACUCCUGAGCAUGCAUCUGGAAAGAAGA